AUGGAUGUUUGGGCAGAAAAUGCUAGUCCUGUACAGAAAUGGGUUUCAAAUGAAAGGGAGAUGCAAGAGCUGUGGGCAGAUUGGUGUGAAAAGCUGAGUAUAAAUGAUCUGGAGUUGAUGGUUAUGGUUCUUAGAAGAAUUUGGUUGAGGCGAAACAGUUUUGUUUUUGAAAACAAAUUUGAAAAGCCUGAUGUGCUAUUCAAGUUAGCUGCUGACAGCUUGUUUCAGUUUAAACAAGUUCAACAACAGAGUCAUAAGAAUCAAGAUUCAGGUAUAAGAAGAGGGAGAUCUUGUAGAUGGAAGGCUCCUGCAAAAGACCAAGUUAAAGUUAAUUGGGAUGCUGCUCUGAAGAUUAAGGAAGGUAGGAUGGGGAUUGGUGUGGUGAUAAGGGAUGAGAAUGGGGAUGUGAUGGUUUCUUUAUGUUCACAGAGAAGGAAUGUGCGAGAUCCUUUAGUGGCAGAACUACAGGCCUUAAGACAAGCUAUGAAACUAUGUGCAGACUUGAAUAUAACAGAUGUGAUAUUCGAAGGAGAUGCUUUGAAAGUGGUUAAAGCAGUGAACAAUCCUGAGUCAAGCUGGGAAUGGCAUGGUCAGGUGGUUGAAGAUAUCAAGAAGGUGCUGAGAAAUAGGAUUAGUUGGAAGGUUAUACAUGCAUACAGAGAGAGCAAUUAUGUAGCUCAUUUUCUUGCAAAAUUUUCUUUUACUGUAAAUGAAGAUAGAAUAUGGAUGGAAGAGGGUUCGGAAGGUAUGCAAGUUUAUGUACUGAAGGAAAAAAAUGUUGUUACUAAAAUUGAAUGA
Molecule: messenger RNA, 798 nt
Organism: Carya illinoinensis
Lineage: Eukaryota; Viridiplantae; Streptophyta; Magnoliopsida; Fagales; Juglandaceae
Exons: 1
Coding region: 1-798 (265 amino acids)
Molecular function (GO): RNA-DNA hybrid ribonuclease activity; nucleic acid binding
Source: RefSeq, a predicted model, not a curated record